GAAAGAAUCUAAGGGCCAGGGUCGCUGAGCCCAAGAACCGGACCUCGACAGCAGAGCCGAGAGCCGAGCGCCGCGGGAACCGGCCGGGAGCCGGAGCCACUCAGGCACCUACUCGUCUGCCCAGUCGAUUGGCGCACGCAGAGUGGCCCUCAGGCCCCUGCCCGGGCCCAGUCCCUCCCCGGGCCCCCCAUGGCCCGGGCCGCAGCCCUCCGGCCGUUGAGAUUGUCGCCGCCGACGCUGCCGCUACUGCCGUUGCUGCUGCUCCUGGUCCGGGAAACCGGAGCCCAGGAUGUGCGAGUUCAGGUCGCUGCUGAGGUUCGGGGCAACUUGGGGGACACGGUAGAGCUCCCGUGCCACCUGCUGCCUUCAGCGCCUGAAAUCCGAGUGUCCCAGGUGACGUGGCUGCGCCUGGACGCGCCCGAAGGCAAACAGAACGUGGCCAUCUUCCACCCCCUGUAUGGUCGCAGCUUCCCCAGCCCGAAGCCCGGCAAGGAGCGGCUGUCCUUCGUCAAUACCGCGCCGAGCGCAGGGGCCGGGCAAGGCACGGAGCUGGAGGUGCGGGACGCCACGCUGUCCCUGCGGGGGCUGACGGUGGAGGACGAGGGCAACUACACUUGCGAGUUUGCCACGUUCCCCAAGGGCACCAGUCGGGGAGUCACCUGGCUCAGAGUCUUAGCCCAGCCCCAGAACCAUGCCGAGAAACAGGAGGUCACAUUCAAUCUGGAUCCUGUACCCGUGGCCCGCUGUGUCUCCGCGGGCGGCCGACCACCUGCCCGGGUCUCCUGGCUCUCACCCUUGGAUGGGGAGGCCAAAGAGACCCAGGGAUCGGGGCCCCUGCCUGGCACAGUCACCGUCACUAGUCGCUACACUGUGACACCCUUGAGCGAAGCAGAUGGGGUCAAGGUCAUCUGCAAAGUGGAACAUGAGAGCUUCCAGGAGCCCAAACUGCUGCCAGUGAUUCUCUCCGUGCGCUAUCCCCCCCAGGUCUCCAUAUCUGGCUAUGACGACAACUGGUACAUCGGCCGUAGUGAGGCCACCCUGAACUGUAAUGUCCGCAGCAAACCAGAGCCCACGGGCUACGACUGGAGCACGACUUCCGGUGUCUUCCCAGCCUCAGCAGUGGCCCAGGGCCCCAAGCUGAUCGUCCACUCAGUGGACCGGCUCUUCAACACCACUUUCAUCUGCACCGUCACCAACGCCGUGGGCACCGGCCGAGCCGAGCAGGUGGUCCUCGUUCGAGAGACACCCAACACAGCCGGAGCAGGGGCCACAGGGGGCAUCAUUGGGGGCAUCAUCGCUGCCAUCAUCGCUACUGCUGUGGCCGCCACGGGCAUCCUGAUCUGCAGGCAGCAGCGGAAGGAGCAGAGGCUGCAGGGGGCAGAGGAGGAGGAGGAACUGGAGGGACCGCCCUCAUACAAGCCACCGACCCCAAAGGCAAAGCUGGAGGAACCAGAGAUGCCCUCCCAGCUUUUCACCCUGGGGGCCUCGGAGCACAGCCCACUCAAGACCCCCUACUUUGAUGCUGGUGUCUCAUGUGCCGAGCAGGAAAUGCCUCGAUACCAUGAGCUGCCCACCUUGGAAGAGCGGUCAGGGCCCCUGAUCCUUGGGGCCACAAGCCUGGGGUCCCCCAUCCUGGUGCCCCCAGGGCCGCCUGCUGUGGAGAGGGUCUCCCUGGAUCUAGAGGACGAGGAGGAGGAGGAAGACUACAUGGACAAGAUCAACCCCAUCUAUGACGCCCUGUCCUACUCCAGCCCCCCCGAGGCCUACCAGGGCAAAGGCUUUGUCAUGUCCCGGGCCAUGUAUGUGUGAGCCACCAUGGCCUUGCCCUUUCACCUCUCAUUUUCUGAUAUCUUAACUUUCUGUCAGGGAUCUAGGGCCCCUGACCUCGGGCCCAGCCACUGUCAGUUAGCACACAUGCAUCUCAUCAUCACCAUCUAUCUUGGUGGCUCCACUGUGACCUCUAAUCAAUGAUCUCUGAUUCAGAGAAACUGGCCAUGACGAUGGAAACCUAAUAAGCUUAGGAGGGGCUGGAGAAGGUAGAUUUCUGCACACACUCUUACCCAAGGACUCACCAGACAUAGAUUAUACCUCUCACGACCCACCAUCUCCAGACUCCUCCCCAAUCCCAAAGAAGACCCCAGACCUGAUAUUUCCCCAGGCAGUAACUCCUAAUAGAUCUGCUGGGGUGGGUGUUGGGGACAUUCUGCUGCUCAGACCUGAGCCCUCCAGGCGGCAGAACCUCUGUCACCCAUUCCCCUCCCUGUCCCCUAAAGGUGGAGGGAGGGGAUUCCCCAGCCCAAAGCAGAACUUCCCCAUCUCCUCCCUCCUGCAGGCAGGAGUCUCAGGGUACUGACCCUUCUUCCCUGUGCCCCCACUACCCCAAUUCCUGUCUCCAGAGAAUUAAGCCCCAGCUCAGGGCUACAUGGGGUGAGCCUCAUGCAGAGUGUGCCUUGCUGAUGCCAACCUUGGAAGAAGAA
This is a messenger RNA of Budorcas taxicolor (takin), 2477 nucleotides long. RefSeq names its product nectin cell adhesion molecule 2 (gene NECTIN2). Gene Ontology annotation, molecular function: cell adhesion molecule binding. NCBI's taxonomy places the organism in Eukaryota, Metazoa, Chordata, Mammalia, Artiodactyla, Bovidae. Gene Ontology annotation, biological process: positive regulation of mast cell activation; regulation of viral entry into host cell; homophilic cell-cell adhesion. The coding region runs from base 190 to 1809 and encodes 539 amino acids. Gene Ontology annotation, cellular component: plasma membrane; focal adhesion; extracellular exosome. The record is from RefSeq and is a predicted model, not a curated record. The transcript is spliced from 9 exons.